AUGGACUUGGUGGAGGAGGAGGAGGAAUGCGCCGCCACCACCACGGCGGCGACCGACUACCAGUCACGGCGGAGAUUCUGCGAACGAGGCUGCGAGAGACCGGUAAACGUUUGCCUAUGCGGCGUGAUUCCGGAAACUCCUAUCCCAACCGUAACCAAAGUCUUAAUCUUGCACCACCCUCACGAGAAACGCCACAAGCUCGCCACCGUCCCCGUCCUCAAAAAAUGCCUUGAAAGCUGUGAAAUCAUAGUCGGGAGAAAGUUGCGAUACGGGGAUUCAAAGGUUCUCGAUUCUCUUUAUGACAUUGCAGCUCAAAACCCUGAUUCGCCUCCUCGCGCUAUUUAUCUGUUCCCAGGAAAAGAUGCAUCACCAUUAACAGAAAUAAAAAACUGGAAGUCAUCAUCGGAUGAUGAUAUCGACACGAGGCAUUUUGUGUUGAUUGUUUUCGACGGAACAUGGAAGCAUGCCAAGGAGAUGUUGCAAGCAAGUUCACUGUUUUUGUCCAAGUUUGCUGUUCAGGCGUGCUUAGAGUAUGACGAUAAAAUUGACGGUGGAACGAUAUAUGAAUCUGAUUUGACGCUUAGGAAGGAACCUUUCAGUGGGUGUAUGAGUACGAUGGAGGCUGUUGCACGAUGUUUACGGCUCCUGGAGCCUAAUGGAACUGAGGUAGAAUCUAGGUUGAUUGAAGUUUUGAGUACUAUGGUUAAAUUCCAGGCUUCUUAUUUGAUGAAGCCUAUAAAACAUAGACCUAGGUUACGGAAGAAAUCAAAAGAAGAUGCCGGGAAUAGUGUAGUUUAGCUUAUUGAGAGUUGCAGAUUGAGCAGUUGAAGCUGAAUCUGGAUAUUCUUAUGUAAUGCCUUCCCUUUGGUGCCCUAGCAGCAGCUAAGAUUGACCUUUUGAAAGGAUCUUAGUGAUGGAAUCCGAGAGUUGAUUGAAAUUGACAGUGUCUUAUCGGGACUGCCUCAGAGGUGGUAUUCAAGUCCAGUUUUGUUGAGUGAAUGUAUGGACACCUCGCCAAAUGAGAAAAGAACCUGAGGGAACUCAUGAGUGCAGGUCAUGGGUUCAUAUUCGUUAGAAUAGAUUAUGUAACUAAGUGAAUUGAAGGGCCUUACUCUGUCCUAAGUGUCAAUCUGACAGAAGAGCUGAUAGAUAAAUUCUAGAGGUUAGUUCGUAUAGAUUUAACAAUGUUACUGCACAUUAUUUACAUGUAGUUCUCUUGUAUUUCGGAACUUCCAGAGAUGAUUAAUUUGCUGUGUGUUCGAUUUAGACAUAAUGUAGAAUACAAGUACCAAAAAUUGGAACUCCUUUUUGGGUUCAAGCCAAUGAAUCAUUGUACAAUUUUUCCUUGUUGAUUUUGGUGGAAGCUUUACAGUCUAUUUUCAAUCAUGUAUGUAUGUACUUUUGUUUCUUACUUAUGCGCCAUGCCAUUAGUACACAAUAUUGCCACUUUGAGUCUAAAGGUUGUAAUAAUUUUGCUUCUUUUAUCCUUUUCGCAUCUGCGUAGGGCUCCGUUGGAUAUGGCUGUGUGAUUGAUGGGCAGAAAUGUAGGUGGACUGGUUCUUUUUUGUUGGAAAAAGAGGCAUGUAUUGCAGUUAUCAUGAAGUGGAGGGGUCACUUAUUUCCUUUAUGCUAGGCCUUCUUUUCAUAGUUACUCUGUACUUGUAGGGUUGAUCUCUAGUUUGGGUAUGUAAUAUGUAUAUUCACUUGUUUUCCUCUGGAGAAUCCUGAAGAAAAAUAUCAGGAUUCGGUUAAAUCAUUUACCCCAUAGCCAUAGGUAGUAAGCCUUAUGAAGAGUAAUGAUAUUAUGUGUAAGAAUAAAUUACUGGUAUUGAAAAGAAAGUUAUUACUAAUAUGAGUGAACUUGUAGGA
Messenger RNA from Oldenlandia corymbosa var. corymbosa, 1869 nucleotides. The record is from the annotation of a GenBank genome assembly. NCBI's taxonomy places the organism in Eukaryota, Viridiplantae, Streptophyta, Magnoliopsida, Gentianales, Rubiaceae.